Molecule: messenger RNA, 2965 nt
Organism: Acanthochromis polyacanthus (spiny chromis)
Lineage: Eukaryota; Metazoa; Chordata; Actinopteri; Pomacentridae
Gene: eya4
Product: EYA transcriptional coactivator and phosphatase 4
Exons: 20
Coding region: 329-2248 (639 amino acids)
Biological process (GO): cell differentiation; negative regulation of extrinsic apoptotic signaling pathway in absence of ligand; multicellular organism development
Cellular component (GO): nucleus
Molecular function (GO): protein tyrosine phosphatase activity
Source: RefSeq, a predicted model, not a curated record
CGGUCCUGUGAUGGCUGUUCGCUGCCCGGAGCUCAGAGUUCCUCCGCGGCCCCAGAGCCAUGUUGGUACCGGAGACCGGACAGCAGCACCGGGACUCCGGCCUGAGCCUGUGAGCCGAACCGAGCCGCGCUAAAGACUCCUGGACCGGUUCGUGGACGGUAACGAGCAGCGGCGGCGGCGGGAGUUCCGAUCCGGUAGACGGCGGCCUGCAGGCGGCGGAGAGGGGAGCGGAGAGCCGGGGAUGGUCCCGGUGGUCCGGUCCGAACCGUGAAGCAAUCCAGAGAUCACCUGGAGGCUCAGGACAGUUCGUCGGAUCGCAGCAGCAGCCAUGGAGGCCUCACAGGACCUCAGCGAGCAGAUGGUGAAGAAAUGUCUCAGUGAAUCUCAUGUUCCAGAAUCUGCAGACGCCAGGUCUAUGGACAUGCAGGACCUAACCAGUCCUCAGAACCGGGUCGGAGAGUCGACAGGCUCCAAACUGGAGAAGAGCCUGGACAGCCCGUCCAUCACCACCAAUGGAACCGGAGGUGAGAGCAUGACUGUUCUAAACACGGCUGAUUGGCUGCUGGGCUGCAGCAGCCCGCCCCCUGGCGCCGCCUCCAAGGACUAUGUGAAAACAGAGCCGAUGAACAGCAGCGAAACCGUGACGACGACGGGCGACACGGCGCUGGACACGUACGCAGGUUCAGUCAUCACCAGCAGUGGUUACAGCCCUCGAUCAUCCCAUCAGUACUCUCCUCCUCUCUACCCUUCAAAGCCUUACCCCCACAUCCUGUCCACGCCGGCUGCCCCUCCGAUGCCGUCCUAUGCCGGUCAGCCUCAGUUCAGCAGCAUGCAGCAGUCCACCGUCUACACGGCGUAUUCUCAGAGCGGACAGGCAUACGGACUGUCCACCUACGACCUGGGUGUGAUGCUUCCUGGUAUUAAAACUGAAGGAGGACUGACCCAGAGUCAGUCUCCUCUCCAGACUGGACUGAGCUACAGUCCUGGAUUCACCACACCUCAACCUGGACAGACGGCCUACUCACCCUAUCAGAUGCCAGGUUCCAGUUUCACUCCGUCUUCAGGCCUCUACGCCUCCAACAACUCAGUGUCCAACCCCGCCAACUACACCGCCACACAGCAGGACUAUCCUUCCUACACCACGUUCGGCCAAAACCAGUACGCCCAGUAUUACUCCGCCUCCACCUACGGAACCUACAUGACCUCCAACAGCGUGGACGGAACCGGUUCCACGGCCGCCUACCAGCUGCAGGACCCGAGCCCCGCCAUGACCGGACAGGCCGCCGAGCUGCACCCAGGAGACUUUGACACGGUACAGAGUCCGUCCACACCCAUCAAGGAGCUGGAGGACCGAGCCUGCAGGGGUGGAGGCUCCAAGUCCAGGGGCCGGGGCCGCAAGAACAACCCGUCCCCUCCACCAGACAGCGACCUGGAGAGAGUGUUUGUGUGGGAUCUGGAUGAAACCAUCAUCGUCUUCCAUUCUCUGCUCACUGGUUCCUACGCUCAGAAGUAUGGGAAGGACCCUCCCAUGGCGGUGACGCUGGGCCUGAGGAUGGAGGAGAUGAUCUUCAACCUGGCCGACACGCAUUUAUUCUUCAACGACCUGGAGGAAUGUGAUCAGGUCCAUAUUGAUGAUGUGUCAUCAGACGACAACGGCCAGGACUUAAGUACUUACAGUUUUGCGACUGAUGGCUUCCAUGAAGCUGCGACCAGCGCCAACCUCUGCCUGGCCACGGGGGUCCGAGGAGGGGUGGACUGGAUGAGGAAACUGGCCUUCCGCUAUCGACGGGUCAAAGAGCUGUACAGCUCCUACAAGAACAACGUGGGCGGUCUGCUGGGUCCGGCUAAGAGGGACGCCUGGCUGCAGCUCAGAGCAGAAGUAGAAGCUCUGACCGACUCCUGGCUCACCCACGCUCUGAAGUCCCUGUCCAUCAUCAGCUCCAGGAGUAACUGUGUCAAUGUGUUGGUGACGACGACGCAGCUCAUCCCAGCUCUAGCUAAGGUUCUCCUGUACAGUCUGGGUUCCGUGUUUCCCAUCGAGAACAUCUACAGCGCAACAAAAAUAGGCAAAGAAAGCUGUUUUGAGCGUAUAGUCUCCCGCUUUGGCACUAACAUUACGUAUGUUGUGGUGGGCGAUGGGAAGGAUGAAGAGCAUGCGGCCGGACAGCACAACAUGCCGUUCUGGAGGAUAUCCAGCCACUCGGACCUGCUGGCGCUGCACCAGGCCCUGGAGUUCGAGUACCUGUAACCGUGGUAACCGUGGUAACCGUGACGACAGCAGGACUCGGGGAACGGAGCUUUUUUCUACGACUAUUUAAGAACAAACUGCAGCUUUCUGUCUGUUUUCUGUCUUUUUUUUUCUGAAUGUCUGGAUUUACAAACUCUGAACGGUCUUAAAGAGGACGUCCUGGUCCUGGUCCUGGAGUUCUGACUCCCAAAAGACUCGGAGGACUUGGCUGAACUCAGAGGAUUCGACUGAUGGACUCAUAAGACUCAGCUGAAUUCUGAAGACUCAUCUGAUGAACUUGGAGGACUCGUCUGGACACUGAGGAGUCGUCUGAAGAACUCUGAGGACUUGGAGUACUCGUCUGAACUGGUCCUGCUGGUCCGUCUCUGUAUGGAGCUCCUCCUGUAUCUGGGCUGGUGUUUCUUCCUGCUGGACUCUGAGGACUUUGAUGAACUCUGAAGACUUUGAACUCUGAGGACUGGUCUGGACUUGGACUGGUCUGAAGCUCCUCCUGUAUCUGGACUGGUGUUUCUUCCUCUGAACUUUGUGUAAAUUAUUUCCUGACGGACGGUGGAGGAAGCUUUAGGAGGACGUUGUUGUUUUUGUUAAUUUGAGGUUUUUCUAUUUGGUUUUCUCUAAGGAGCAGGUGGAGGAUGGAGAUGUGACGUGUUGUGCCUUAAUGUGUUUGAAUGUUUUUCUUUAAUCUGUCUGUAGAUAUAAAGGAGGAAUCCAACACCA